AUGCGAGUAAAGAGAAGUGUCUUGAGAAAAAAAGAUUUGAAUGCCAUAGUUGUUCUGGAAGACAUCUUUUCUGACUUCAGAAAAUGUCACGAGAAAUGUCGAUUGUGUUUCAAAUCAGUCACCGAGCAAAAGUCAAGAAUAAAAUUCACAAAUGACAUAAAGAACAAGAUUCAUUCUGUCCUGCAAAUUGACUUGUCAUUGGAUGGAAUAGCAUCAAAAUUUAUGUGUCCCAAAUGUGAAAACAAUUUAGAUAAUUUCCAUCUGUUCAAGCGCAGAAUAAAAGAGAAACAAAAAUAUUUUGAGAAGUUUACUAACAAAAACAUUGACGAUACCGAUGAUGAACUACAAAUCUUAUUUCAACAGAAUUUCAUAAAAACCGAAAAUGAAUUGAAUAUAUCAACAGAGAUGGAGUUGGCUUCUCCAAUGAAUAAAGUUAAAGAAGAAAUUUCUGAACAGCAACAUGAAAGUCCAAGCAAUCUUGAUAAAGGUCGCAGUGAGGAGACAAAUGAACUUCAAAAGCAGGAUAACUCAAAUCCGUAUUUCGUUCAUGGCGAUGAUCAUGGAAAAGUAUUAAAUAACGGUGAAACAACGAAACGACAUCAAUACGUAAGACAUUUGAAAACUAAACUCCAGUGCGAUAUUUGUGGAAAAACAUUGACAAGUAGAGUCAAAAUUGCUUAUCACAUGAACACGCAUAAGAAAUUCAGAAAAAAAGAUUUUCAUUGUGAAAUUUGUGAAAAUUCCUACUUUGGUAACGAUCAGCUUCAAAGACAUGUUUUAAAGAAUCAUGAAAGGCCAAAGCAUCUUUCCUGUUCAAUAUGUCGAAGAACUUUUAAGACCAAAGAAGACUUAAAAAAUCAUAAGUUGCUUCCCUGUCGUUUACCUUGUGAUAUUUGUGGGAAAAUGCUUACACAGGCAAAUCUCAAGCGACAUAUAGAUAUGGUGCAUUUCAAUAUAAAACCAUAUCAGUGCGAUAUUUGUGGAAAAACAAUGACAAGUAGAGUCAACAUUGCUUAUCACAUGAACACGCAUAAGAAAUUUAGAAAAAAAGAUUUUCAAUGCCAUAUUUGCGAAUCUUCUUUCUUCCAAAAAUGGAAUCUUCAAAGGCAUAUUUUAAAGAAUCAUGAAGGACCAAAGCAUUCUACCUGUUCAAUAUGUCGAAGAACUUUUAAGACCAAAGAAGGCUUAAAAAAUCAUAAGUUGCGUCCCUGUCUUUUUCUUAGAAAAACAUAA
This is a messenger RNA of Clunio marinus, 1233 nucleotides long. Lineage: Eukaryota; Metazoa; Arthropoda; Insecta; Diptera; Chironomidae. The record is from the annotation of a GenBank genome assembly.